Neofelis nebulosa (Clouded leopard) is the source of this 4670-nucleotide messenger RNA. It is a transcript of the gene PARPBP, whose product is annotated as PARP1 binding protein. The transcript has 11 exons. Gene Ontology annotation, biological process: negative regulation of double-strand break repair via homologous recombination. The record is from RefSeq and is a predicted model, not a curated record. NCBI's taxonomy places the organism in Eukaryota, Metazoa, Chordata, Mammalia, Carnivora, Felidae. The coding region runs from base 38 to 1861 and encodes 607 amino acids. Gene Ontology annotation, cellular component: chromatin.
UUGGCUCCCGAGCCUUCCCGCGAGAUUUAAAAUUAAAAUGGACAACUUGGAGACUGCAGCUCGGCCGGAGUUUGCUUCUGUUGGGUCUGCACCUGGCGGGUCUACUUUGAGCCAGAGAAUGGCUGUGCUUAAUCAAAAGUCUAUCUUGGAUAUGAUUAAAGAGUUCAGAAGGAAUUGGCACAUUCUUUGUGACUCUGAGAGAACUACUGUAUGUGGUGCAGACUCCAUGCUCUUGGCAUUGCAGCUUUCCAUGGCAGACAACAACAAACAGCACAAUGGAGAAUUUACAGUUCCUCUCAGUGAUGUCUUAUUGACCUGGAAAUUCUUCCUACAUGAGAAGUUGAACUUACCAGUUGAAAAUAUGGAAGUGAUUGACCAUUAUGAGGACAUUAGGAGGACUUACGAUGAUUUCUUAAAGAAUAGUAAUAUGUUAGAUCUGAUUGAUGUUUAUAAAAAAUGUAGUGUUUUGAUUUCUAAGUGUGAAAAUAAUGCCAACAUAUCCCCUAGUCAACUACGGGAUUUUCUGCUUGGGAGACAGUGUGCAGUAGCUGAUGAAACUGAUCUUUAUGUACCGACAUCACCAAUGAGGAAACACAACCAGGAUAAUGAAAAGGUGCAGUUACUAGCAAGGAAAGUUAUCUACUCAUAUUUAAGCCUGCUAGUGAAUUCAAAGAAUGACCUGGCUCUGGCUCAUAUUCUUAAUAUUCCUGAUAGAGGACUUGGACGAGAAGCCUUCACUGAUUUGAAACAUGCUGCUCAAGAGAAAAAGAUGUCUAUCUUUUUGGUGGCUACAUCAUUUAUUAGGACACUAGAGCUUGGAGGGAAAGGAUAUGCACCAUCACCAUCUGAUCCUUUAAGGGCACAUGUAAAAGGAUUGUCUAAUUUUAUUAACUUCAUUGACAAAUUAGAUGAGAUUCUUGGAGAAAUACCAAAUCCAAGCAUUGCAGGGGGUCGGAUACUCUCAGUGAUAAAGAUGCAGCUGAUUAAAGGCCAGAACAGCAGGGAUCCUUUUUGUAAAGCAGUAGAGGAAGUAGCUCAGGAUUUGGAUUUGAGGAUUAAAAAUAUUGUCAAUUCUCAACAAGGGGAUGUAAUUCUUGGUACCACUGAUAUCAGUCCUGCAAGGCCAAAAUCUUAUGCUAUAAACCAUGGUACUGCAUACUGUGGCAGAGAUACUGUGAAAAUUUUACUAGUUCUUUUGGAUGAGGAAGCAGCCAGUUUGCCUACCAAAAACAAAGCAGAGCUUUUAUAUGAUGAUGAAAACACAAUUCAUCAUAAUGGGAUUUCUAUUCUUACACUUUUUAGCUCUCCCACACAAGUGAAUAAUUCAUCAAUGAAACCCCUAAGAGAACGCAUCCAUAAGUCAAUGCACGAGAAAAAAACUAAGAUGAAGCAAACCUUAAUUAGAUCCCAGUUUGCUUGUACUUAUAAAGAGGACUGGAUAAUAAGCAAGGAUAAAUGGAAUGAUGUUAAUUCAGCAUCAGAGCCUUUGUAUGUACUUCACAUGGAAAAUGACCUUUCUGAAGGUGUAAAUUCAUCUGUUAGAAGACCAACAGUUGGAACGAGUUCUGGAAAUGUUCAUCUGGACAGAAGUAAAAGUGAAAAAGUUGCAAGGAAAUCAAGUAGUCAGGCAGGAAAUAAAAGCUCAAAGAGGAAACAGGUGGAUUUAGAUGAUGAAAAUAAUCUUUGUGAUAGUGGAAAUGAACCAUCUCAACAUAAAAAUUUUAAAAUACCUAAGACAUCAAACAAUUUCCAGAAUAAAUUGUGUGGCAAAAUAGCUAGAGUAGCAAAAAGCAACAACUGUACAGGCAAGGACAAAUUGAUUACUGGCCAGACAAAGUUAACUCAAUUUUUUAGACUAUGAAUUUGUUUUUUAUUUGCUUUAGAUUUCUGAAUAUAUUAAACCAUUCACCAAAGGCAUCUACUUAAUUUUUAAGAGAUCAAGAUAUAGGGGCGUGUGGGUGGCACAGUCGGUUAAGUGUCCGACUUCAGCUCAGGUCAUGAUCUCGUGGUCCAUGGGUUUGAGCCCCACAACGGGCUCUGUGCUGACAGCUCAGAGCCUGGAGCCUGCUUCGGAUUCUGUGUCUCCCUUUCUUUCUAUCCUCCACCACUCAUGCUCUGUCUCUGUCUCUCUCUCUCUCAAAAAUAAAUAAACCUUAAAAAAAAAUUAAAAAAGAGAUCAAGGUAUAAGUUAUGAUUCUUUAUUAUAUUGGUCUGAAGUGUAUAUAAGGUUAGUAUGUUAAGCUUUAAAAAAUACUCAUAAAUCAUAAUUAUGCAGAAUAUUCACAAAGUUUAAUGCACAGAUAAAGGAUAUCAUUUAAGUUACAGAUUUAUUUACUUUAUUUUAAAACAGACAUUUUAAAUAAUACAAGUCAUAGUAACAUUAAGGGCUUUUUCCUGGACAGACAAUUAAGUGAUUUUGUUUUCUUCAGGAAAGAUGUGGUCCAGCAGGUUUCAGACUUGCCAACAAGGUCGAUAGACUCUUCCCAGCAUGCACCUGAGCACUGAAGGAAUAAAAUAGUUUAAAUUGUCUAAAGGACUAUUAUUAUCACACAAAAUUUAUUAGAAAUAAGAGAAUGGAUCUUAUACAGCUAAUUCUGAGUAAGUCAGAAUUACAAUAACUCUUAAAUUCUUUUUAAUCCCACAUCUGUGGCAGGGAGCACUUAAUGUCAAGUGUAAUUGAACCAUGGUCUUACUUGAUUUUGUUAAGAUUGGAUCCAGAUCCACUUAAAGUCAGAAUUCUCUUUUAUAGUAUUAAGAUGUAAGAAUUGAAUUUUAAAAAGACUACUCACUGUCAAAAUCUCUCCUUCCUAUAGGAAAUUUAGCUGAGUUUUCUUCAUCCCCAAUUUCUCUCUUUUCUUGUGUUGAUUCAGUAUUUUGAACUCCAUUCUCAGCUGGAAAAGCUACAGAUCCUUUUAGUGCCAGAUAAGGUUUUAUAGCCAGAUUCAGUGGCAGACCAUGAUUUAAGAAAUUAUGUUUGGAGCCUGUGUUCUGUAAAGAAAAGGUUGAUUUGUGUUUUAGUUGUCUUAUUGGGAAUAGAACUAUAAUAUAGUUGUAUAGUAUUCUCACUGAUCAUUUCAAAGAUGGCUGUGUACUGUUUUGAGUCUUUAAAAAUACAUUAGAUAUAGGUUUUUGGGAAAAACCUUUUGGAUAGGAGGUGUUGUCCAGAAUGGAAAAACCACCUGCUAUGUACGAAAUUUCGUCAGUUGUCCUAAAGCGUAAUGUGACUGCUUGCAUAUAUUUUUAUAAAAUUUUACUUUCAAAAGCAUUGUAAACAUCAUUCAGAUUUCUACUGAAAAAAGGAUAAGUCCCAUUGCCACUUACCUUUGAAUUUUUGUUUUCCUCAUCGUUCAUGAAACUGCUCUCAUCAUUUUUAUAUUGUUCCAGAGAAGGAACGACGACUGAUUUUUGAGGAGUAUCAUCCUUCUGAAAAGCUUUCCCCAGCCUGAAUGUAUUAAAUACCAUGUCAUCUUCUAAAUUUCUUAUGGACUUGGAUGCUGAAAGUAAAAUGCCUUGAGAAAACAGAGAAAAAGUUAGUAUUAAUAUGUAGGAAGAGAGACUCAUUUUUGCCAUUCUUAGUUUGAUGUUUGCAUAGAGUCAAAUAAAAGUAUGUAAAGUGAAGGAAAAUUUCUCAAGUCAACCUGCUUUGAAGGUGAUUCCUACCUUUAUAUAUUUUCCAGUUUGAAUAGAAAGCACUUCAAAGACGUAGACUGUCAUCAUUCUAGAAAUGACUCAUCAGAUAGAGGCUAACCUCUUGUAUAGCUGCUAAUACCUACAUUGUUUCGGUUUUAGUGGCAUAUUGUUUAUUUUGAGUGUGUAUUUUCUCAGAAUCUGAUUAAGAUCCUUGGUAGAAUGCUUUCUGUUGAAUAGAUUACAGUCUCUUGAAAGUGGAUUGUUAUUAAGGAAGACCAUGGGACACCAGGCUCUCCAUACUCUUACUGUUUUCUUCUCUAUAUUUUCUGAUUAGGCAUGGUAUUAAAGCUAAAGUUAUUUUAUUUAAGGAUGAUAAAGGUUUUAUUUACUUUUAAUCCUGAUUAAAUUGAAGUAGCCUUCCAAAAGGAUUUUCUUUCAUAAAUGCUCAGUUUAGUUUUUGGUAAUUAAAGUAUAUAUGCCUGUCAGUGUGAACAAAAAGUCAUUCAUGCCUUAUCAAAAAUUGGCUUGUCAUUGUGUUUUAUCUCUGCAUUUACAAGAGGAUAUUAAUUAUGAAUUUGACAGUGAAUAAGAAGUCCGUGAAAAGAGUAUUUAUGUGUUCUAUAAAUAUUAAUUUUGGGUGAAUAUGUUGUAUAAUGGUUAAUUAAACAUUUUGCAAUUAAGUUCUCAUUUUGACCCCUCCAAGUAGGAGAAUACAUUCUCCUAUUUGUCUUUUGGUACAUAUGUGCAAAAAUUUUCUAGGGUAUAUUCCUAGGUGUGGAAUUAGUCAUGGAAUACACGUGUUCAGCUUUACUAAUGCCAAAAUGUUUACAGAAUAGUGGUAGCCAAUUACCUGCCCACCAGCAGGGGUUUGACAAUUCCCAUUGCUCCAUGUCCUAACCAAUACUUGGGUAUCUUAUUGUCCUUUUAAUUUGUAUUUCUCUAAUUACCAAAGAAGUUGAAUGUCUUUUCAUAUAUUUAUGAGCCAUUUGUCAUUCCUCUUAUGUAAAAUGCCCCUUAAAAAAAAUCUUUGUCCAUUUUUC